Serendipita indica DSM 11827 is the source of this 834-nucleotide messenger RNA. NCBI's taxonomy places the organism in Eukaryota, Fungi, Basidiomycota, Agaricomycetes, Sebacinales, Serendipitaceae. The record is from the annotation of a GenBank genome assembly.
AUGUCAGAAAGCAAGUCGAUGAAGCUCAAAUUUAAAGGAGAGAAAUCCUCCAAGAAACAUCGUGACGGUUCUGGUUCUGGCUCGCGGAAACGCAAGCGCGAGGACGAGGAGGAUCACCAAGACACGGAUUGGGUUCGCCCCCAGCGGCCGACUGAAGUGCUGGGCCCGACAUUUAUCUACCACGCGUCUGACCCACCAGUGUGUAUCGCAUUCGAUGCAACGAGGAGCAAAAUAGCUCUUCCUGCACUUGCUCGCACAGACCCAGAGACGUCGGAGACGAUUCCACUGCUGGCAUACGAGCCAAAGGAAGUGUCACAUGUCUGGGUUGUCACGCACAUCGCCGGGACAGAAACGAUCAACUUUCGUACUCCAGAAGGAAAAUUCCUAUCAUCUGACCGUGUUGGAUUGGUCUCUGCAAACCGCGAAGCUCGUGGGCCACAGGAAGAAUGGACACCACAGGUACUCGAAGAUGGAACAUUGGCGUUUCAGAAUGUGUACGGCAACUAUCUCGGGCUGGAUGAAGUCGCCGGGGGAGGUCUCGCACUCCGCGCAGAUGCAGAAACGGUUGGCUUUCAAGAAAAGUGGUGGGUCAAAGUACAGUUUGGACACGUCAAAAAGGCAACAGAGGAAGAGAGGAAGAAGCAAAAGAUUACAGAAGGCAUGACAAAGAUUGACGAAGCGGGCACAAAUCGCAUCUAUCAAGCGUGGGGGGCCGGCCGUUCCGUUGUAUCCUCAGAGGAUACCAGGGCAUUGAAGAAGGCACGCAAAGAAGGCAAGCUUGCAGAAGCCAUGCUCGAUCGUCGUAUCAAAUUAAAGAGUGAUCGAUUCUGUUGA